AUGGAGGUGCCCCCAAAGCGCCCCCGGCCGCACUGGUACGAGAGGCACGCACAGCCCUGCCUGGCAGAGCUGCUGGGCACUGCCCUCUUCAUCUUCACGGGCUGCCUGGCCGUGCUGGAGGACUCAGGGGGCACGGGGAGGCUGCAGCCAGCCCUGGCACACGGGCUGGCCCUGGGCGUCACCGUGGCCGUGCUGGGGGACAUCAGCGGAGGCCACUUCAACCCCGCCGUGUCCCUGGCCGUGUGCCUGCUCAGGGGGCUGCACAUCACCAUGCUCGUCCCCUACUGGCUGUCCCAGCUCUGUGGAGGGGUCAUUGGAGCUGGCCUGGCAAAGGCUGUGGCACCCAGUGAGCACUUCAGGAACGCCAGUGGAGGAGCCUUUGGUGCCAUCAGGGCUGAGGAGCAGGUCCCUGCCGUGCUGGUGGCCGAGCUGGUGCUCAGCUCCUUCCUGCUGCUCGUGGUCUGCAUGGGGACAGUCAAUGGCAGGACCUGCACCCCCCUGGCACCGCUGUGCAUCGGCCUCACCGUCACCGCCGACAUCCUGGCAGGGGGUGGAGUGUCUGGAGCCUGCAUGAACCCAGCCCGAGCCUUCGGGCCAGCUCUGGUGGCAAACCACUGGGACCAUCACUGGGUGUACUGGGCAGGGCCCAUGGGGGCUGCCCUGCUGGUGGGGGCGCUGGUCAGGCUCCUGCUGGGUGACCAGGCCACCCGCCUGCUCCUGAAGUGA
Molecule: messenger RNA, 726 nt
Organism: Catharus ustulatus (Swainson's thrush)
Lineage: Eukaryota; Metazoa; Chordata; Aves; Passeriformes; Turdidae
Gene: AQP8
Product: aquaporin 8
Exons: 5
Coding region: 1-726 (241 amino acids)
Biological process (GO): transmembrane transport; water transport
Cellular component (GO): plasma membrane
Molecular function (GO): water channel activity
Source: RefSeq, a predicted model, not a curated record